Molecule: messenger RNA, 2867 nt
Organism: Daldinia caldariorum
Lineage: Eukaryota; Fungi; Ascomycota; Sordariomycetes; Xylariales; Hypoxylaceae
Product: Spc98 family-domain-containing protein
Exons: 3
Coding region: 266-2617 (783 amino acids)
Biological process (GO): spindle assembly; mitotic cell cycle; cytoplasmic microtubule organization
Cellular component (GO): equatorial microtubule organizing center; spindle pole; centrosome
Molecular function (GO): microtubule minus-end binding; gamma-tubulin binding
Source: RefSeq, a predicted model, not a curated record
CUCAUACAUAAAUAAAUCAGGUGCAACUCGAUUUACAUCUACUAUGUAAUUUCCAUUCCGAUUAACAAAUUACUUUUCAACUUUUCACCAUUUUACCUUUACCAAUACGCAUUACUUUUUUUUCUGCGUUUACCUGUUCACUGUUCGCUGUUCAGAUGUGCCGCUACGAAUGCCUCGGUUCCAUCAUUCUUUUAAUUCAGGAUAUCGGUGAUAAGAUCCGGUCUAAGAAGCCUCCACAUGUCUUACAAGGCUCGUCAGCUCCACAAUGCUCCAUGAGAUCCUGCUCUCCCUAUCGGGGCACCCCUCACCCCUUCUCAGGAAUGACUAUACCGAGUCCAGAGCACAGUCACAGUCCAUCCUAUCACCACCAGAGAGAGAAUUAUUGAGGAUCGCUGGCCAUCUAAGCGAUCUUCAUUGCAAACUUAUUACUUAUACUGCACAGAUCAGUGCUUCUCACCCUUCUGUCAUAUGCCGCGCCGUGUCAACUGCUAUCAAUUCUAUCUAUCUUGCCGCGUUUCAGAGGAAAGUGCUGGAAGUUGAAGAGAGCAUUCUUAGAAAAGAUGCUUCCCUCGUCGGUGCCUAUAACAUCGUGCCCUUGACCGCCGUUAUUGGUGAGUUUUCGGCCUGGACCCGCCGAAUGGAAUGGCUAUGGGAUUUGGUCCAAUUCAUGCUCAAGGAGGAUGAGCGCUCUCCUUGUCGAGCAGCCCAACUUAUUAACAGACUACGCGAUGAGCUUCAGACUGGCUACACUGAUAUUGGGAAGACCGCUCUUGGUCUCGUCAAAGUUGCUGAAACUGCUUGGUUGAAGCAAGUUUCUGCUUGGGUGCUGUACGGUACCAUACCUAUAUUGGGCGACGUCGAUUUCUUCAUUCAAAAGAAUGAACACGAUGAACUGGGGUAUUCGAUCAAUCAGCAGUUAUUGCCAUCAUUUGUAACACCAUCUGCAGCCACGUCCAUGCUUUUCAUCGGCACAUCAUUGAAUAGGGUGAAAACCAGAAGCAGUAUAGAGCUCAGCAGCAAUGGACUCGGCCACCUCUCAUCCCAACUCCAGACCAUCGCGGACUUGACGUCCCCCCUCAAUAGCGUUGCAUUUUCGAGGGCUAUCACAUCGAUCCGACUCACAUUAUCUCAGACAAUAUUACAGAAGCUACUACCACUAUCUAGGGUCCUUGAGAUGUUAGUUGUAUUUCGUGAUUUCUUUUUGCUUGGACGUGGAGAAUUUGCCAUGGUCCUUACGCAGCAAGCUGAUGAGGUAAUUCGCAACCGCUGGCGGCGUGCCGAUAACCUCGCUUAUGAGAAAAGGGUUGGGCUUAACAAUGUGACGGUGAAAGAAGGUGAAGUUGCUGCAGUUCUCACCAAGACAUGGGCUAUGCUAGGUUCAAUGCAAGGUCAGCAUGCAGAUGAAGAUGAAGGCCUCGAAAGGGCACGGGAUGUGUUGCGGCUGAAUCUGUCCAAGACCAAGGCUUCAACACCUAUGAAGGGCAAGACUGGUACGGAUCAUCAAGCAUCUACCGGUAUUGCCGACACUCCUUUCCAAAAUCUUCUUUUCUCCGUCCCUGUGGUCCUCACAUCGCAGAUCCCGUCACCCCUGGAUUUGUUUUUGACUAUAUCUGACAUCCAAAUCUACACUUCGAUUAAUUCUUACCUUCUGUCGAUCCGUCGCUCUCAUCUUCAUCUUACAGGUCUAUGGAAAAUAACGGCUUUGCGCCGGCAUCAUCCAGCUCCCCCUAGACCUCCAUAUAGCACUACUAGAAGCGGUGCUUCAAGAACACGCGUCCUUCGCGAACGUUCAUCUGUGCGCUCAUCCAUAAUGCGGAGUGCCUGGAGUACGAGCAGUGCCGCCAUCUUCUUCCUAGCUGAAACCGAAGCUUACCUCCAGGUUGAAGUAGUAGAAGGCCUCUGGGACGACUUCCAUGGCUGGCUGACGGGUAAGGAAAGACACGAACAGCACGAUAGACCAAGUUCAUCCUACAAUAAGCAUAUCAGUAAUAGCAAUGAUUCCCAUUCCCAGGGUAACGUUCAUAAUGCGAGCAAUUCCUCAGAGCUGGACCGGACAUCACAAGACUUAAGCCCUCCGCAUCACGAUCCUCAAUCCCUAGCCGUAGCCCACCGACUAUAUCUCCGAACUCUGAUCCGUCGCCUCCUCCUAACGCAGCCAUCCUUCACAGAUCCCCUAUACGAGCUUCUAGUGAACACCGACCACCUCGUUUCUCUUGUACAUCGCCUCCAUGGUGUCUGGGCAGCAGCAGACCUCGAAGCGGAUGAGGGUGUCGUGGACGCAUUCGCGGACUUAGUUGCCGAGGAAGCCGACGUGCUCACGCGUAUCCGCGAGGUCGAGGCUGGCGUUAAGGAUGGCGUGCGCGCUGUCAUCGCUGCCCUGAGAGCUCUGAGCACUGAUUCGGCGUUUAUGGCCGAGCUUGAGGACGGAGGACAAGAUGGAGAUGAGGAAAAUGAAGGGAUGGGCAUAGGCGAUAGCGUUUUAGACGAGAGCGGGACUGGCUAUAGGCCCAGGCGGACAGGCGGGAUCGAUAGACUGCUUAUGAAGCUGGAUUUCGGUGGAUGGUUUGACGCUGGUAUACCGAGAGGGGAGGAAGUUCUUGGAGAUGACGAGUUCUAAAUGUGAGAAGGCGGUUGAUUGUAGGUCAAGCUAUUCCGUUAAUCCAUAAGAAAACCAAUAACUACCUAGUUUAUUGUAAUUAUGCUUCAAAAUGAGCUACUUGGUUUAAUCACUGGUCCAGAAUGUCAACUUGAGCACCUAAAAAUAAGGAGCGCGUAGCUACAAUGUGUUAUCAAAAGUCUGUGUACUCCCCUAUUUUACACCAUAAAUCAUCACUUUCAACAGCUGCUUAAAUUUAACACGAAAUGGU